GCUAGAAGUUCAAUUUGUGCAAUGCUUCAUUGUUUUGGUUUUUGGCGGAGUAUUAGACUAAAAGUAAAUUUUAUUUGUUCCUGAUUUGGUCACUAUGAGUACUGUGUAAAUAUCACUAAUGACAUCCAGAUCAUUUCUAUUCAGUCAAAAUGUGCCCGCAUUCCUUCUCACCUGGUCUUGAUAAUACUUUUUUGCCAUUGUGAAUGUGUCAUCAGAGGAACUUGUAUCUGUCGUUGCACUGUUCCUUUCUGGUACUUCAGUAGCUUCUAGUUUUUGAUAAAUGCAAAUCAAGCUUUUUAAGUUUGUAGCAUGAGCUCCCCAGCUAGCUAUUGCAGUUUUUUCUUAGUUGAUGCAAGCAACGUCCGCCGCAAGUAGCUUAAUGCCCUGAUUCUCCAGCAUCAGCUCCAUUGGUCACAGAUAAUCAAAAUGGAUAAAUUCAUCAAGGUUGAUCUUUUACGUAAACUGCGUGAGAAUUUUGGGCACGAUAAUUUCAAAAGUGAUCUACAGAAAAAGGCUAUCGAAGCUAUCAUUCAGAGAAAGAAGGAUGUCUUUGUAUCAAUGCCUACAGGUUCUGGAAAAUCCCUUUGCUUCCAAUUUCCAGCGGUUUUGCAGUCAAAUCAAGUAGCUAUAGUUUUUUCUCCCCUUCUAGCAUUGAUGAAGGAUCAAAUUGAUCAAUUGACGAAAAAGAAAAUCGUUGCAGAAACUAUCAAUUCAAAAAUGGGUAGCAAGGAAAGAACUCGAGUAAUAAAUGAUCUGAGGUGUAAAGUUCCCAACACCAAGUUGCUCUAUGUCACACCUGAGCAAGCAGCCACACAAACUUUCAGGGGCAUUCUGUCUGAUCUCCACAAAUACAAUAAAGUAUCUUACAUCGUGGUCGAUGAAGCACAUUGUGUAAGUCAGUGGGGUCAUAAUUUUCGACCUGAUUAUCUUAAAUUGGGGACCCUACGCUCUUUGGUCCCUGGCGUCACAUGGAUAGCUCUUACUGCAACAGCCAGUGCGGUGGUUGUCAAAGAUAUAAUCACGCAGCUGCAGUUGAAGGACCCUCUGUCAUUCAAAGUGCCUUGUUUCCGAAGCAAUCUUUAUUAUGAUGUUGUUUAUGAUGAUUUGAUUCGGAACUCUUAUGAAGAUCUCAAAUUAUACAUAAAAAACUGUCUAAAAGAUAAUACAAAAGAUAUGAAACUGAGCCAGCGAGGUGUUGGAAUAAUUUAUUGUAGAACAAGGGAUUUAACAGAAGAUAUUGCCAGAGUUCUUAAUGAUAGAGGAAUUAAAACUGUGGCUUACCAUGCAGGUUUAAAAGAAUCGGAACGAAAAGAGGUUCAAGAAAGGUGGACAGCUGGCGAAUUUGAAGUUAUUGCUGCAACAGUCAGUUUUGGAAUGGGUGUAGACAAAGGUUCAGUGAGAUUUGUGAUUCAUUGGGGCGUACCAGCAAAUGUACCUGGAUAUUAUCAAGAAUCUGGUCGAGCUGGUCGUGAUGGCAAACCUGCUUUCUGCCGCAUUUAUUACUCGCUAAAUUCCAGGAAUGCAUUAACCUUUAUUCUCAAACAAGAACUAAACAAAGCCAAAACUCCUGAUCAGGAACAGAAAGUAAAAGAAACUCAGAAAUCUUUCGAGAAAAUGGUUGAAUACUGCGAAAAAGCCAGGUGCCGGCAUUUAGUGUUUGCUGAGUACUUUGGGGAUUCAAAACCGAAAUGUGUGGAUAAAUGUGAUGUAUGCAAAUUCCCUAAAAUGGCAAAGAAGAAUUUAGAUGAGUUUAAUGCUCUUGUAAAUGGUGAAUACAGACAAUACGGAGGUCGCACAAUGGUUGUGACGGAAGGAAAGUUCAAUGAAAACUUCGAUGAACUGUAUGGAGAAGGAAGGCGAGGUUUAUCCAGUUUCAGGGAGAAUUAUUUCGAAGAAGGAGAAAGAGAACAGCAAAAAGAUGAAGAGCUGCUAAAGGAAAUAAAAAAGCAGUUUCAGCUGCGCAGAGGCUCACAAUCCUCAAACGAUCCGGAUAAUGAAAACGAUGCAACAUACUCAAUCGUAAAAGCUGCCGCCAGCACUAAAGUGAAAGUCAAUGGCCUUAAAAUAACUACUCGUGAGUCAUAUGUCGACCUUUUCAAAGGUUGUUUAGAGGAUAAUUAUAAUAAAUGCAAUAGUUUUGAAGAUGAACCACUUCAAUUGAGUAAAUCAGAUUUGGAGGAGUUUGCCACACUUGUAGAGUAUGAGGUAUUUACCGCCUCAAAAGUUCUUGCCACCUACAGAAAUUUAGCUGCAAAAAAGAAAUCAGAAAUUGUCAAAGCGACUAAUGCACUAUCACUUUUCAAGGAGCUCAAAACAUUUACCCCAACCAAAGACAAAGGGACAUUAAGAGAUGCAAUGGAAGACAUUAAGAAAAAACAAGCAACCAAAUACCCAACGACCAUUAUUCCUGCUUCUCAACUGCUUCCUAAUUUCAAUUCAAAUACAAAGCCCAGAAAACGACUAGGUAUCGGUCGCGAUUUCCUCUCACAGCAGUCGGUGAAAUCAUUUCUGAAAGGUGAUGGCAAUGUAGCCAAAAAUGUUGGGUCUGAGUCUUCAAACUCUGACUCUGAUUUUAGAGAUCAGUCAUCUUCGAACUCUAACGAUAAGGAUAAUAGACUGCAAGAAAGUUACAACGAUAGUGGCGUUGGUUCCAGUUGUGCUCUCUCCUCUUCUGAAGAUAUUUUGGUACCAUCAGGAAGCAAAACAUACCCAUCUUCAGAGACUGAAUGUUCUUCAAAAGCUAACGGAACUGAUUAUAAAGCUUCAACUGAUUUUAGGUCUAAAAAUUCUGUCUCUUGCCAUACAAUUUCUGACUCUGAGAACUCAGACGAUGCUUUAAUUGUAGAUGAAGUAACGCACGAUGAAACUAAUGAGUGCAAAAGUGACAUCUCAAAUAGCGCAAAAAGGAAAGCUAUGCAUGAAGCAACCAGCUCUAGUUCUUUGUUGUCCCCAAUGAAGAAAAAGGUGAAAAAAGAAAAUACAAAGAAAAUAUACAUGGCACUCUUUGGGGAAGACGAAGAUCCUACCCUCAAAGAAGGAGGAGGAUUAGUUUCAGAACCAAACAGACCUCAUGGAGGUUUCAUUUCUUCUAAGAAACUACUGAAAUCUUAUGAGAGUAAUCAAGAGAAUGAAGCAGCUUCUAUAAAUUCCCCAAAAGCCGAAGUUAGUUCAAAAUCUUGUCUCUCUCCAAACGUCAACUUUUAUAAUAGUAAUGACAAUGCAGAUGUUGCCUGUAAACAAUCACCAGCACAAGCCAAAGUAGCAGUCAAAGCUAAAAAUCUUGAAAGAAGCCGCAGCAUUAAAUCUGAGAAAGAGAAAGGUACGGAAGGAAAAAAGCAUUUGUCGAAACGGAAUGUUUCGGAUGUAAUUGUAAAAUGUUUGAUGCCGCAUUACCAUCGUAAGAGAAUCGCAUCAAAAGAUUUGUUCAAGAAUUUAACCCGUGGAAUCGUUCACAAAAUUGUGGAAUCCAAAAAAACUGAUUUUAAUGAAAAAACUUGUUCCAGCCAAUUCAAUGAAGUGUUUCAAAAUCUUCCAAAAAUUGAAACUCAAGAGCAAAUCGAUGUCAUCGUUGCAACGUUUUAACUGAAGUUGAAUUUCCGUACCACUAUUAUGUGUAUCAAUGACCCUUCAUUUCUGAAGCUGAAGAAAUGAGGAGUUGACUCACACGGUCUAAUUGUACACAAGUAAAAAGUCUAGUCAACUUGACCUCUUCGGUACAUUCAGGAGCCAAGUCUACUAUCCCCUCGCAUUCUCUCCUCACAGCAGGACCAGGACAUCCUGUUAAGAGGAUUGUUAAAUUUCAUUCAGUCCUCUGCUCAGACUCCAUGUAGUGAAAACGUAAACUUAGUAAGUAACGUUAGCUGUUUGAGGAAAAACUAUGAAGAAGACCAUAAAGAUGUGCCUAUAUUUUCAUUUAAUGCCCGUUUUUCUAAUGUCACUAUUUAUUCUUAAGUAGGUACAUAUUAUCAACUCACAGUUAGUUUUUUUCAACUUUGUUUUUUUUUUUAGUUUUGUUGUAGAAGUUUUUAAAGUGUUUUUUAGAAUUCCUUGAAUUGCGAUGAUGAUAUUUACAGAAAAAAGUAUCAACUUUUUUCCUAAUUUAAGGAAAGAGAGGCCCAGUGAAAAAAUUCAGCUCUUGAAGGCAAGUGGGGCUCUAGACAAGGUAUGAAAUAAAACGAAUAAAAAGAUGGUUUCUCUUCAAAAUUUCUUUUCGUUUUUGUCGAAACGAAAUCACGCAUCAGGAAGUCUGAAAAUCAAAUCCUAAACAAGUUAUAAGUGUUUACUAUUAACAUUGGUUAAAUGACAAAAAUACGAAUGACGUCAUUUGUAUGAUUGGACUUCCAUUUGAUCCGUGUUCAAAAUAUUUGCUAAUAUCCCAUUCAGGAGUUGAUUUCCGAAACUCCCGUUGUAUGAUUCGUUUUGCAUGAGAGAUUUUGAGGAAAAUUCAUGUUACAUUAAUUUCUAGUUCAGAUUCUGUCUAGUGAUCCAUUAGGUUAUCUCAUGUGUGAUAUUCAUUACAAAAGUAUGGAAUCCUUUUUUUUUUAGGCCACUCAAUUUUUUUUUAUUCUUUGCGUCGAAAUUAAAAAAAAAGAAAGAAAAGGUGGUGGAGUUGGUUUAUUCAUUUAUUAUGUUUUAAUCACGCAGCAAAAACUUUUGCCACCAUAGCAAUUGGUUUUACUUGCUUAUAUUACCUGAUGGGUUUUCUAAGUUUUCAUCUAAGUUGUCUGAGGCAUUGUAACCACACUGUCAUAACACUACAUAUUUGAAGUAUACGAAGCAAGUGCAACUUCAAUACACAAAACUUCCUAUUAUCUUGAUUUUGGAUCGCUUUGGUCAGUGUGGACAGUCAAAAUGCUGACCUGAAACACACUGUAAUUUCUCUUCCUGGUGGUAUCUCAAAUCAUCAGAGUUCAAGUACUGGUGUGAAAAAGGUGCAAA
Molecule: messenger RNA, 4938 nt
Organism: Bemisia tabaci
Lineage: Eukaryota; Metazoa; Arthropoda; Insecta; Hemiptera; Aleyrodidae
Product: ATP-dependent DNA helicase Q5
Biological process (GO): regulation of DNA-templated transcription; double-strand break repair via homologous recombination
Cellular component (GO): nucleus; cytoplasm; chromosome
Molecular function (GO): nucleic acid binding; ATP binding; 3'-5' DNA helicase activity
Source: RefSeq, a predicted model, not a curated record